This is a messenger RNA of Leptosia nina, 1770 nucleotides long. The record is from the annotation of a GenBank genome assembly. NCBI's taxonomy places the organism in Eukaryota, Metazoa, Arthropoda, Insecta, Lepidoptera, Pieridae.
AUGGAGGAGAACUCAAACAGCUUCCCUUCUCCGAGUAGCCCUAAUAUCUUGGAGCCUGACUCACCACCAGAUCCUGGACCGUAUGUCCCAAUGAUUUUACCAUCACCGCCCAACAUCAUCACCACAUCAUCUGAUGACUCCUCUCCAUAUUUUGAUGAUGUACUUGAUGUAUUGCAUGAUAGCAACUCAGCACCAUUGCCUAUAGAUGCUAUAAUACCGUGGAGACCAAGUUUAUACAGUGAAAACUCUGUCACUAGAGACUCUGUACAGUCUGAAGAGAGCGUACGAGUCUCACACAGUGAAGAAUCAAAUUCACAGUUCCCUGACUCAGUUCAAAAGGAUGAUACUAUUGAGGAACCACCAGCAAAAUUACGGCGGUUGAGUUCACCUAAGAAAAAUGAUGACGGUGAUGGUGAGACUUGCCCCAUCUGCCUGGACUCAUGGGGCAACUCAGGUGAUCAUCGGCUUGUUGCGUUAAGGUGUGGUCAUCUGUUUGGGUCUCAAUGUGUUGAACGGUGGCUGAAAGCACAGGUGGCCAAGAACAGAUCUUGUCCAACUUGUAAAAGCAAAGCAGCAAUCAAAGAUAUAAGAUUUAUUUAUGCUAGACGAUUAAUAGCAGCUGAUACCUCACAGAUAACUGCAUUGCAGAAACAAAUUGAAGAUUUGCAGGCAGAAAAGAGUAGAGUAGAACUUGAAUUGCAAAAGUCCAAAAUAGCCCAUCGAGCUAGAUUGUUAGAGCUUGAAGUACUUAGAAGAACUCUCAUGAAAAACCAAUUUAGCAAGGAACAGCCUCCACGAAGGUCAUGGAGAUUUGCUCUAGAGAAAAACCUCGAAAUAUGCAAGGACAAUGGGUGUCGUGUUUUAACAUACAACUGCAGAACAUAUGAGUUAUACAUUUCCCAGAAGAGCUCAAAUAAUCUCUUUCCUGGUUAUGGUAUCAGGAAAGUUAGUUGUGUGGACUAUAAGCUUGGACAGUUUGUACACUUACAUCCAAAGCCAAUAAGAGAUAUAACCUAUUCACAGCCCAGAGAUUUGCUCUUAAGUGUAAGCUUGGAUAGUUCAGUUCGUAUUGUAGAGAGAGGAAUACCUAGCUCUACUAUAAACUGUGGGGUUCCUCUAUGGUCAUGCUCCUGGGACUAUUUGCGGAGCAACGAGUUUUAUGUAGGUGGUGUGGGAGGAGUAAUUUGUCAAUAUGAUGUUAGAAACCCUACCACAUACCUUCAAAGGUUAACAGUGCCUGACGAUUUGUCUCCUGUAGUGUCAUUGUGCUCCACUGAGUUCGGACUCUUGUCAUGUCAGUUAAACUCGUGUAGAUUAUGGGUUGGUGGCAGGCAGUGGGAGCCAAGACCUUUACCAGUUGAAGGACCAUUUAUGUCACUAUGUUAUGAUAAUGAAUCUCACCGAGCAUUAGUCUCUGGACGUUCAAGUGGUGCUGAAAGAUCUAAACUGACAUUGUGCAAGUUGAAAGCUAGUAUGCUAAGUGGUGAAGUGUUGUUUGAUGUGGAACAGACAUUUAGUGGUUCAGCUAGGUCUCCCACUAUGUCCAGAUCAACAUGGGUGAAGGCUCCUGGGGCGUCAUGGGUUGCGGCGCACUCCGAGAGUGAGUCAGCACUUUAUUUACAUGGUCUAGAUGGUGCUAGAACUAUGACUCUGCCAGCAGCCGAACCGGCUUUGGACGUAUGUGCAGCACAACUAAACGGAGACACAGUUUUAGCGGCAUUAUCUGCAUCACGGCUAAGGCUAUACAAAGCUGUGCCAACUAAUUCCUGA